Rotaria sp. Silwood2 is the source of this 597-nucleotide messenger RNA. NCBI's taxonomy places the organism in Eukaryota, Metazoa, Rotifera, Eurotatoria, Philodinida, Philodinidae. The record is from the annotation of a GenBank genome assembly.
AUGGGAAAUUUAAUACGAAAACCUGGUGAAGAUUACAUAAUUUUAUCUGAUGAUAUAUUAAAUCGUUGUCGUACAAGGGCUGGUUUUAAAGAUGAUGAAAUUCGUAAUGAACAUAAAAAAUUUUUUUCUAUUGCUCAAGAUGGUCGUUUAAAAAAAUCUCAUAUGGAAAAAUUAUUGGGUGAUUAUUUACCAAAAGCAAAAGCUCAACACUCAAAAUAUUUUAGUGAUUGUGUUUUUUCAGCUAUUGAUACAAAUAAUGAUGGUUAUAUUGAUUUUCUUGAAUAUUUAAUGAGUAUAAAAUUUUUUCGAACUGAAUCACCAAUUGAAAAAGCUGAUCUUGUAUUUCGUAUUAUGGAUACAAAUGCUGACAAUCAGGUGUCAAAAGAAGAAAUUGAACGUUUACUUAAAUGUUUACAAGAACUUCAUAAAUCUUUAACGAAUGAUCCUGCUAUAGAUGCAACUAGUGAUGGUUCUAAAUCAGCAGCUCAUGAAAUAUUUGAAAAAUUAGACGAGGAUAAAUCAGGUUUCAUUGGUAUAUCAGAAUUUAAAGAUGCUUGGCUUAAAAAUGAAACUAUUCGAGCUUUAUUUAAUUUUUAA